This is a messenger RNA of Penicillium cataractarum, 1416 nucleotides long. Its product is annotated as glycoside hydrolase family 76 protein. The record is from RefSeq and is a predicted model, not a curated record. Gene Ontology annotation, molecular function: mannan endo-1,6-alpha-mannosidase activity. Gene Ontology annotation, biological process: carbohydrate catabolic process; fungal-type cell wall biogenesis. The transcript has 3 exons. The coding region runs from base 1 to 1416 and encodes 471 amino acids. NCBI's taxonomy places the organism in Eukaryota, Fungi, Ascomycota, Eurotiomycetes, Eurotiales, Aspergillaceae.
AUGAUCCGCCAAUGGCUAGGUGCAAGACAAUGGCUGUUGCUCUCAUUAGGGCUGUCAAGUCUCACACAAGUCGUAGCAGCAGGCAUAACUAUUGAUAUAGAUAACACUGAUUCAAUAAAAUCCGCGGCGAGUACAGUGGCAUACGAUCUAGUCACCUUCUAUACCGGCAAUAACAGUGGCGAUGUGCCCGGAAAUCUUCCCGAUCCAUAUUACUGGUGGGAAGCAGGAGCUUUCUUUGGAACGUUGAUCAAUUACUGGGCCUUUACCGGAGAUACCACCUACAACAAGAUCACGGUCCAAGCGAUGGAACACCAGGCCGGGUCAGAAGGCGACUUCAUGCCCUCAAAUCAGACAUACACUGAGGGUAACGAUGAUCAAUCAUUUUGGGCCCUGUCGGCUAUGAUGGCCGCUGAGCGCAACUUCACGAAUCCAUCGUCCUCCUCGCCGGGGUGGUUGGCAAUGGUGCAAGCGGUCUUCAACGAGCAAGCUCAUCGAUGGGAUUCGGCCAACUGUGAUGGCGGUUUACGCUGGCAAAUCUACACUUGGAAUGCUGGAUACGGUUACAAAAACACCAUCUCAAAUGGAUGUUUCUUCGACAUUGCUGCUCGACUGGCACGAUAUACUGGAAAUGCGACAUACGCCGAGUGGGCCAACAAAGCCUGGAAUUGGUCCAAGAACACCGGAUUGAUUACUGCAGACUACCAGGUCUAUGAUGGUACCACUGUUGACUCGAAUUGCUCUUCGUACGACCGGACUCGGUGGACUUAUACUGCUGGUAUCUACCUUCACGGAGCUGCCGUGAUGUACAACUACACUUCAUCUCUCUCCUCAAACUCAUCCUCCAAUUCAUCCACCGUGUGGAAAAAUAGAAUCGACGGAUUACUCACAUCUGCCAACCAUUUCUACUCCACAGACAACUCUAGCGCAAAUGUAAUGGAGGAGCCUCCCUGUGAGUCAAGUGGUAGCUGCGACACGGAUCAGUUAUCCUUCAAAGCAUACUUGUCCCGCUGGUUAGCGGACGUCAUGCAGCUCGCGCCAUAUACCUACGACACUAUCAUAGCAAAGGUUCGUGCUACCGCAACGGCUGCUGUCAGUCAGUGCCAAGGAGGUGAUUCUGGAACCUUUUGUGGUCAUCAAUGGUCAAGUGGAAGCUACGAUGGUACCACGGGAGUUGGGCAGCAGAUGGGUGUUCUUGAGGUUCUUCAUGGACUUCUUGCCACAGAUAUCAGUGGUCCCGUCACAGCCAACACAGGUGGGACAAGCGAAGGUAAUAGCGCGGCUGGAACUGGGUCUGAUGAAACGGAGAGUGAAAUUCUCUACUCGGCCAUAACGACUGCGGAUAGAGCAGGCGCAGCAAUCCUAACAGUGAUUAUCGCUGGGAUGAUAUUCGCUGCUGUUUAUGUGAUGCUUGUUUGA